Molecule: messenger RNA, 1221 nt
Organism: Vespa mandarinia (Asian giant hornet)
Lineage: Eukaryota; Metazoa; Arthropoda; Insecta; Hymenoptera; Vespidae
Biological process (GO): monoatomic anion transport; transmembrane transport
Cellular component (GO): membrane
Molecular function (GO): transmembrane transporter activity
Source: RefSeq, a predicted model, not a curated record
AUGUCGAAAUUUAGGAUGCUUCCGCGUACAUCGCGGAUCGUAGCACUUUGUUCUGCUGCGAAUUUUAUAAAUGCAGCGGAUCGAGUUAUUAUGCCGAUAGCCAUAGUUCUUAUGACAGAUGAAUUUAAAUGGAAUCUUCAUUGGCAAGGAUGGAUAUUAUCCGCAUUUGCAUUUGGCUAUUUUACUAGUCAGAUUAUUGGUGCAAGUAUAGCAAGUCGUUUUGGUUGUAAAACAGUACUAAUGUUGGCCGUUUUAUUAUGGUCUAUUAGUACAGUUGUAACACCUCUUUUGGCACAAUCUGUUCCGUUACUUAUAAUCUGCAGAGUGAUUCUAGGCCUUGGCGAAGGAUUAGGCUUGCCAGUGAUAUUUCAUUUAUUUGCGCACAGUGUUCCAAUAGAAGAAAGAUCAAGAGCAUUUGGUUAUCUUGUGGCUGCUGGUUCUGUUGGUCAAGUUGUUGCAUCGGUUAUAUGUCCUAAUUUGUCCUGGCAAAGUGGAUUUUAUUUAUUUGGUAGUAUUGGAAUUAUUUGGACUUUGCUGUGGCUAGUAUUAUAUCAAGAAACCAAUUCUCAGGAUGAAAUUCCUCUCUUUGUACCAAAGGUAACACAAAAUAGAAGUUUACGUUGGACUGAAUUCAUUACGCAUUGGCCUUUAUGGGCUUUGUAUAUAGCACAUUUUGCAAUGAAUUGGAGUAAUUAUAUAAUUAUGCAAUGGUUACCCACUUACUUGGCGAGAAAUAUAUCUGCUAAUAAAGAAAGUAUUAGUUUAACAGCACUUCCAUAUAUCGUCAAUUCUCUUGUUGGUAUUGUUGCAGGAUAUAGUGCUGAUAAUCUUAUACAAAAAAGAUGGUCCGUCUUGUCUGUAAGAAGACUGAUGACAAAUAUAGGAUUAAUAGGGCCAGGAGCAUUUUUAUUAGCAUUUUGUGCAGUUGAUAAUUUACUUGCCGCAGUAAUUUUUAUUUCUAUAUCAAUGGGACUUUGUGCAUGUAAUUCUUCUGGACAUCUCAGUAAUCACGCAGACAUAGCACCAAAUCACGCAGGAAUUACUUUCGCUGUUUCAAAUACGAUCGCAACUAUUCCUGGUAUUUUGUGUGGUCCAUUAACGGCUGAAUUAGUAACAGCUUCUCAUGGUCGAUGGAUGCCAGUAUUUGUUUUAGCUGCAGCAAUUAAUUUCACAGGGGCUAUAAUAUACCAAAGUCAUAGCUCAGCACUUCCAGUAUUGUGA